Molecule: messenger RNA, 5944 nt
Organism: Phialemonium atrogriseum
Lineage: Eukaryota; Fungi; Ascomycota; Sordariomycetes; Cephalothecales; Cephalothecaceae
Product: ATP-dependent bile acid permease
Exons: 2
Coding region: 452-5560 (1702 amino acids)
Biological process (GO): transmembrane transport
Cellular component (GO): fungal-type vacuole membrane
Molecular function (GO): ATP binding; ABC-type transporter activity; ATP hydrolysis activity
Source: RefSeq, a predicted model, not a curated record
CCUCUGUUUCCCCAGGCCCAGCCCAAAACCUUAAACCCUUAUUAGCUGCAGCAUGGAGGCUGCAAUUGCAAGAUACGCCACUGAUAAGCCCCCCCCCAGAAAGGCGUGAAGAUGAUCCCGGACCCAGGCCGGUGAGUGUGACCCCACCGCUAACUGCUUGGCCGGUAUCCACCGACCAGAAAAAAAAGAGCCGGGUCUAAUGUACGGGUUAGUUCCUCAAUCCCUUCGCCUGUUCUUCCAUCCCUACGUUCCUUUUCUUCAACCAACUCUGUCUUCUGCCCUCCCACCCGGAUCUCCAGGGAAAGAGCCUUGCUUUUUUUCUUUUUUUAUCCCAUCGAGCUUCAUCCUUGUCUUUGGUUGCUGAACUGCCGAGGCGCACGUUCAGCCUUUGGACACAGGCCAGCUCGCUUCGUCUCCGUUGUCGGCCGAACGUGGGCCGUGGGGUCAAAAGAUGGGAUUUGCGUCAUGUCAAUGGCCGGUAUGGCAGCGCGACGACUUCACGCGCUGCUUCCAACAGGACUAUUUGCAGGUUCUGUUGCCGGUAGUAGUCGUCUGUCUCUCCUUUCUGCAUCUAUCCACAAGCAGCAUCUGGCGAGUAGUCAAGAUAAAAUUCGGGCAAUCCAACGGACACUCGCGACUCGCCGCCGACGGUCCCAAUGAGGACUCCGCCAUCGCCCACACCGACGUGCCCCCUGAAGAGGAGCUGGUCAGCGAAAGUGGCGAUGACGAAGACUUGGCUAUCGGCGGGCGCUUGGCAUUGGUGAGGACGACGACGAAAGGGUCGAUAGUCCAGGCCGACACCCCGACCGGCCAGACGCUGUUGGUCGUGGUGGAAGAGCUUGCUAUUGCUGGUCUUGUUGCGGUUAAUGUUGUUGCACUGGCCACGGGCUCCUUCGGCGACAGGGACGGCCAUAUCGCGGCCAUUACCGGCCUGUCCGUCUGGCUCUAUGUGCUCACGCUCACGUCCUUACGGCUCUUCUUGAGCAAGACUCAAUGGCGCGUGCGGCAUCUGUGGAAUCACACUGCUGCCAUCUACAGCCUCCAAUGGCUGUUCACCAUCGCCAUCUUCCGUUCUGUCCUGGUCCAUGCCAUCUCCCCCCUGGCAAGGACCUUGGUGGUUAUCGAGUUCUUGCUAAACACUCUCCUCUUUUCCAUGGCGAUUUCGACGCGCAAGGGGAACAAAACUGUCCUGCUGGAGUGGGAGGAUGGGAUCGAGCCAUCGCGAGAGAAUCUUGCUUCGAUCUUCUCUCGUUAUACCUUCUCCUGGGUUGAUCCCAUUGUGUGGGCUGGCUAUUCUCAACAGCUCGACAUGAAGAAGGUGUGGAACUUGCUCCCCAAGGACAAGGCCGCCGCCGUUCUUGCCAAUUACCGCCAGUUCAAGAAGACAACCAAGCUGGCCUUCCACCUGCUAAGCUACUUCAAGGCCAUGCUUCUCGCCCAAGCUGCCUGGGCCGUCAUGUCAGGUAUCUUCACUUUUGCCCCCACCAUGCUCUUGAAGGCGAUUUUGGAGUACGUCGAGGCCCCUGGAGAGACCCCGAGGAACGUUUUGUGGCUAUAUGUGAUCCUCCUACCACUGAGCGACAUCGUCCGUUCAGUUGGCGAUGCCCAAGCGCUCUGGAUAGGCCGCAGAAUCUGCAUCAACAUUCGGGCUAUUCUGGUAGGCGAGAUCUACGCCAAGGCUCUCCGUCGAAAGGCCUCCAGUGGGAAUGAUUCCGUUCUGGGAUCCGGCAAGGACAACAAAUCUCCGGCGAAGAAGGGAUUCCUGGCCAGGGCCAAGCGCGCACUCGGGCUUGCGAAGGAAGACACCAAACAGCAGAAUGGCCAGCCUGCGGCUCACACCGCUCCAGGCGCCCCAGGCCAGAAAGACAACAGCGCAGCGGACGAACAAGCCAACCUUGGAACCAUCAUCAAUCUCAUGUCCGUGGACAGUUUCAAGGUUUCCGAAGUCACCUCCUAUCUUCAUUUCCUCAUCGCCUCUGCGCCCACUCAACUCCUCGUGUCCAUCAUCUUGCUAUAUAAGGUCAUGGGCCUCAGCGCAAUCCCGGGCUUCGUUGUCAUGGCCUUGCUUCUUCCGAUCAACAUAUUUUUCGGAAAGGCCUUCAACAGCAGCCAGAAGAAAAUCAUGGCCGCAACCGAUAAACGCAUUCACACGACGAACGAGAUCUUGCAGAACAUCAGGAUCAUCAAGUAUUUUGCUUGGGAGCACCGAUUCAGCAACAACGUUGACGUGAAGCGCCGCGCAGAACUUGAGGCGUUGAGAAAGCGAUUUAUCAUCUGGGCUAGUGCCGUGGCUGUUUGGAAUACCGUACCCAUCCUGAUUACCUUCUUCUCGUUCCUGGUCUACACCGUUAUCGAGAAAAAGCCCCUCUAUCCGUCGGUUGCCUUCACGGCCAUUUCCCUCUUUAUGCUCCUCCGGUAUCCCCUCGACCAACUCGGCGACAUGAUCGCACACGUCCAGGAGUCCAAGGUCUCCAUUGACCGUAUCGAAGAGUUCCUGUCCGAGGAAGAGACGGAGAAGUUUGAGCAGCUCGGCCGAGACAACAUCGACGAGAACGGCGACCGUGUGAUUGGGUUCAGAGACGCAACCUUCGUCUGGGGUGGCCGGGAUGUGGUCGCCGAGGACGGAUCGAUGGCAUUCCGCCUACUGGAUCUUGACGUCUACUUCAAGCUUGGCAAGUUGAACGUCAUCACCGGACCCACCGGUUCCGGUAAGACGUCGUUGUUGAUGGCAUUGCUGGGAGAGAUGACCUUGAUGGAAGGCCGUGUCUAUCUCCCGGGCGGCCGCAGCCGAGAGGACGUCCGGCCAGAUCCCGAAACCGGGCUUGCAGAGACAUGCGCGUACGUUGCGCAACAAGCCUGGCUGGUCAACGGAACUGUGAGGGAGAACAUUCUCUUCUCUGCGCCCCUCGAUCAGAAGCGGUACAAGGAUGUGAUUGUGGCCUGCGCCCUAGAGAGAGACCUGGAGAUAUUGGACAAUGGAGACGAGACAUUGGUAGGCGAGAAGGGCAUCACGCUUUCCGGAGGACAGAAACAGCGAAUCUCGUUGGCGCGAGCCGUCUACUCGAACUCCAAGCACCUGCUCCUUGAUGACUGCCUCAGCGCUGUCGACUCCCACACUGGUCAAUGGAUCUUCAACAAUUGCAUCAUGGGCCCGCUCAUGAAGCACCGAACCUGCAUUCUGGUCUCGCACAACAUCCCGCUGUGCGUACCGUUUUCGGACUUCGUGUUGACGAUGAACAACGGCCGUAUCACGGCUCGAGGCACGCCCAAGGAGCUGAUUGCCGCUGGCAAGUUUGGGGAGGACAUUCAGAGAUCUCGGCCCGGAUCUUCGCACGUCUCCCGGGUCCCCUCAAGGGUACCAUCGAGCAUUGGGGAGAAUAGUGGAGAGACACUAGUCAACGAGGCCGAUGGCACCGACCGCCUCACAAAGCCCAAGAGCUCCACGUCAGAAAAGCCAAAGGCUGCGAUGGAUGAGGACAGGGCCACUGGUGCAGUCAAAUGGCCGGUCAUGAAGCUCUACCUGAGAUCUAUGGGUGCCUGGUGGUUCUGGGCCGUUGCCUUCCUGGUCUUCGGCGUCCAACAGCUCAGCGGUGUCGCGUCGAAUAUCUGGAUCAAGGAGUGGGCCAAUCAGUAUACGAUUGAGGAAACCUCGAAGAUCGAGUUCAACAUGAACUCGCAAAGCUACUCUGCGCAGUCGAUCUCGCCUACCUACUUUGCGUCCAUCGCCAACUACGCAAGGGGCAACGCGACCAUGUUUGCGGCUACCGGGGACGUCGACGUGAACGUUCAGUACUACCUGAUUGUUCUAGCAGUUAUCGGUCUGGCCGGCGCAUUGACCGCUCUCGUCAGAGAUCUCUGGAUCUUUUUGGGCUCGCUCAAUGCUUCUUGGAAGCUUCACAACCGCCUAAUGACCGCUGUGGCCGGCGCAAGGUUCAAGUUCUUCGACGUCACGCCGCUCGGUCAGAUGAUGAAUCGCUUUAGUAAGGAUCUAGAGGCGGUCGACCAGGAAGUGGCCCCGAUUGCCAUCGGUGUCAUGACCUGCGCCCUCGGCAUUAUCGUCACCAUCGUGCUGAUUGCGGCUAUCACGCCCGGCUUCCUGAUCGCCGGCUUCUUCAUCACCGUCGCGUACUGCUUCCUCGGCUCUUUCUACCUGCACAGCUCGCGAGACCUGAAGCGGUUGGAAUCGGUCGAACGGAGCCCCCUGUUCCAGCAGUUCGGCGAGACCUUGAGUGGCGUCACAACCAUCCGCGCCUAUGGUGACGAGAGGCGCUUCGUGCGAGAUAAUCUGGCGAGAAUCAACAAGCAGCUGCGACCGUUUAUCUAUCUAUGGGCUGCUAACAGAUGGCUCUCCUUCAGAACAGAUCUUCUGGGAGACCUGGUAGCCUUCUUUGCCGGCGUAUUUGUCAUCACCAGCCUUGGAAAGAUCGAUGCUGGCUCAGCCGGUAUCUCGUUGAGCUACGCGAUCGGCUUUGCCGAUAACAUCCUGUGGCUUGUUCGUCUCUACUCGGUGAACGAGCAGAACAUGAAUUCUGUGGAGCGCAUCAAGGAGUACCUCGAUGUCGAGCAGGAAGCCGAGGCUAUCGUUGAGAAGAACCGCCCUCCGCAGAACUGGCCCAGCCGGGGCUCGGUCGAGUUCAUCGGCUACUCUACGCGCUAUCGCAAGGAGCUCGAACCCGUCCUUCGGGACCUCAGCUUCAAGAUCCAGGCGCGGGAGAAGGUCGGCAUCGUUGGCCGCACGGGUGCAGGAAAGAGCUCGUUGGCGCUGGCCAUCUUCCGGGCUUUGGAAGCCGAUCAGGGGAAGAUCCUUAUCGACGACAUCGAUAUCGGAUUGAUUGGAUUGCGGGACCUGCGCGAGGCUAUCACAAUCGUGCCGCAGGAACCUACGUUGUUUAUGGGCACGAUACGGAGCAAUCUUGACCCCUUCGAGAUCUAUACCGAUGAGCAGAUAUUUGAAGCUCUCCGCCGUGUGCAGCUCAUCGGCCCUAACGAGUCGACGACGCAACCGAAUACACCCCUCCUUCCCCAGACGCCAGUUAUCGCAACCCCCGAGGGCGAAAACCCUCCAACCCCGACUACGAACAAGAACGUCUUCCUCGACCUCUCAGCCCUGGUUGCCGAAUCCGGCAGCAACCUCUCGCAAGGUCAGCGGCAGCUCCUGUGCCUGGCUCGAGCGCUGCUUAAGAACCCGAACGUCUUGGUCAUGGACGAGGCGACGGCAUCGAUCGACUACGCCACCGACGGCAAGAUCCAGGAGACAAUUCGCGAGCUGCAGAGCACCAUCAUCACGAUUGCCCACCGACUCCAGACCAUUGUGGAUUACGACAAAGUUCUCGUGCUUGACAAGGGAGAGGUCGUUGAGUACGCUCAUCCCUGGGAGUUGAUGCGCAAGAAGGACAGUGUGUUCCGGAGUAUGUGCGAGAUGACCGGGGAUUACGACACGUUGGCGAAGGCGGCAAAGAAGGCUUGGAAAGACACGAGACUGGUCGAUGUGGAUGACGAUGAGGAGGAGAACACAAGCGACAGUCAGAACGGGGCGGACGGGUCGACAACCAGUUCUUAGAAUGGCGAACGGGUUGAAACUCUCCUUGGCGGACUUGCAGAGCAAGUAAGAGACCCCAGCAGUUGAACUUGGUACGAGCUACGAGUCGGGUGAAAAGUGGAAGGAAGCGCAUCUCCUAUAUAUCAUACUCGCCGAUGGGGAUAAGGGUGCAUAUAAUAAAGUCUUUGCAAAUGUACAUGAGAUAAAGUUUCCAGCAGCAUAGGGUGGCGGCAGGCUCUUGUUAGGCUGGGGUUUCUGAUAUUGGCGUUGGCCUUGUCGUGGGGCCUUGUUCAAAAAGCAGGGCAACGUUUUCUCUGAGCCCACGCCUGGCGGCGGGGUUUAGUAUAUUUCGAUUUAAGUUAUUGAAUUUCAUAGAACAAAAGAGAAGAAAACAUAAGUGUUAAA